UCCUUUCAGCUUUUAGCGGCCAUCUCGUCGCCUUCCCUUUCCAAAGAAAUUACCAUUUUGUCCUUUUGGCCUCUCUAUAUAACAAAAAUCCUCCGGGACACUACUCAUCAACAAACAAUUCUCUCAACUCGGAAAGAAAAAAAAAGCAGAGGUUUCCUCAGAAGAAGAAGAAGAAGAAGGAUUAGAGAUGAGUUCAGCGAGCAAAGCGUGGGUUGUUGCGGUGAGCAUCGGAGCCGUGGAGGUGUUGAAGGAUCAAUUAGGCGUUUGCCGGUGGAACUACGCUCUCCGAACGGCGCAGCAGCAUCUCCGGAACAAGGCACGGUCCGUUUCUCAGGCCAAGAGGCUCUCUCCUUCGUCGUCGUCGUCCUCCUCCGCCGUAGCCGUCUCGAGCAAGAUCAGAGACGCCAAGGCCAAGCAGGCUGAGGAGUCGCUCAGGACGGUCAUGUACUUGAGCUGCUGGGGUCCGAAUUGAUGCACCGGCUCAACAAAAUCCGACAGAUUACUUGAGGAUUUUUCUUAGUGAGGAAAGUGCGUCGAGUCGCGAAACGAUGAGAUCGAAGAAGGAGAGCGAUAAAAUCCUAGGGUUUUCGAAUCAUAGAAAUCUACGGAUUCCAAAUCGUGGCCGUGACUUUGGGAAUCUCAGUCGAAUUAGGCGAUCGGUGGAAGAAGCAUACUAUGGAGAGCCAGAUAUACUAUUUUUAGCAUCUUUUCUUGUUUGUGAAGUGGGCUUUUCGGGCCAUAAGCAGGCCCUAAUCUGUUUGAAGAACGAUGUCUUUUUGUGAAUAAAUAAUAAUUCCAAAUGA
Messenger RNA from Tarenaya hassleriana, 803 nucleotides. RefSeq lists its product as uncharacterized. Lineage: Eukaryota; Viridiplantae; Streptophyta; Magnoliopsida; Brassicales; Cleomaceae. The transcript has a single exon. The coding region runs from base 188 to 472 and encodes 94 amino acids. The record is from RefSeq and is a predicted model, not a curated record.